Phalaenopsis equestris is the source of this 542-nucleotide messenger RNA. RefSeq names its product phytosulfokines-like. The record is from RefSeq and is a predicted model, not a curated record. Gene Ontology annotation, biological process: cell population proliferation. Bases 45 to 272 code for a protein of 75 amino acids. Gene Ontology annotation, cellular component: extracellular region. NCBI's taxonomy places the organism in Eukaryota, Viridiplantae, Streptophyta, Magnoliopsida, Asparagales, Orchidaceae. Gene Ontology annotation, molecular function: growth factor activity. The transcript is spliced from 2 exons.
CUCUCCCUCUCUCCCUCCCCCGGAAAGUUCUUUCUCCGCCAUCAAUGGCUAGAGCAGCAGUCUUCUUCUUUAUCAUUGCUCUCGUCUUUUCCAUCUCCCUCACGCAUGCUGCCAGAACUCUUCCUGUGAAGAAGCCCGGCCCGGUUCAGGGUUUUGAUGAAGAGAAGAUGGAAUUGAGCUGCGAUGGAGUCGGGGAAGACGAAUGUUUGAUGAGGAGAACCCUUGCGGCUCACAUUGAUUACAUCUACACGCAGGGGAAGACCCAUAACUGAGGUUGGGGAUAGAUUAGGGUUUCUUUUUCCUUUUUCUUUUUUUGGUGACCUAUUUUGGGCGGGGAUUUGUGCGAUUCAUGAAAUCGUCCAUGUUUAUUGGUUAGUAAUGAUGAUGGUGGCUUUGUGGAUUUCAUCCUCUGUUUUGAUUUGUGUUUUGUUUGCUUUGUUUUAGGUGGAUUUGGUUGGUUUUAGUUGCAGAUUUUCAUUAUUUUGGUUGAUUUGGGGAAGAAAGAGGGAUUUUGGGAAUAUGAAUGGUUAUUUAUGUAAAUU